CCGAAUAUGACUGCUCUGGAACCUUCUGGACCUUUUUCUAGCACCUUCUAGCUCCUCCCAACCGUUCCCCUCAAAUACCCACUCUCACUUCCAUUUCUCGCACCAUAGUCGAACCAAAGCUACCUUCUGCAAUUUCAAUGGCGUCCUCUCUCCCUCUGAAGCGCUUCCUUUCCUCUCCCAUCCUCUCCAGGUCUCUCCUCCGUCCCGCAGCGUCGGCUUCCGCUUCCCGCUCCUUCAACACCAACGCCAUGCGCCACUACGACGACGACCGCGACGUCGAUCGUCGAUCCGAACGCUCUUCCCCUCGCACAUCGCGCCGCGACGAUAUCUUCGCAGGUAACGCGCUGGAUCCGUUUUUUCCGACUCGGAGUUUGAGCCAGGUUCUGAACAUGGUGGAUCAGUUCAUGGACAAUCCGUUCCUCUCUCCGCCGCGCGGAAUCGGUGCUGGAGCCGGAGUUCGUCGCGGAUGGGACGCGAGAGAGACGGAGGAUGCUCUGCUUCUCCGCGUGGACAUGCCUGGACUCGGGAAGGAAGACGUGAAGAUCUCCGUGGAGCAGAACACUCUCACUAUCAAAGGCGAAGGUGCUAAAGAAAGCGAGGACGAAGAAAGCGCUCGUCGCUACUCUAGCAGGAUUGACUUGCCGGACAAGCUUUACAAGAUUGACCAGAUCAAGGCUGAGAUGAAGAACGGCGUGCUCAAACUCGUUGUGCCUAAAAUGAAGGAAAAUGAGAGGAGCGAUGUGAUCGAUGUCAAGAUCGAAUAGAAUAAGCUUCUUCGGUUGUUUCGCUUAGACACUUUUUUUGUUUUCUUCUCUGAGGCCUUGUUGCUCUGUUUAGUUUUGAAACUUCUUUUCUAUGUAAUAAGUGUUUGUAGAAUUGUGAAUGAGCUUCUUGCUUUGAAGGUGCAAUGUGAAUUUGACUUUUUAAUGGGAUA
Cajanus cajan (pigeon pea) is the source of this 934-nucleotide messenger RNA. Lineage: Eukaryota; Viridiplantae; Streptophyta; Magnoliopsida; Fabales; Fabaceae. The record is from RefSeq and is a predicted model, not a curated record.